Solea senegalensis (Senegalese sole) is the source of this 12815-nucleotide messenger RNA. RefSeq names its product dynein, axonemal, heavy polypeptide 9 like (gene dnah9l). The transcript has 91 exons. Lineage: Eukaryota; Metazoa; Chordata; Actinopteri; Pleuronectiformes; Soleidae. Bases 107 to 12751 code for a protein of 4214 amino acids. Gene Ontology annotation, molecular function: dynein intermediate chain binding; ATP binding; ATP hydrolysis activity. Gene Ontology annotation, biological process: microtubule-based movement. The record is from RefSeq and is a predicted model, not a curated record. Gene Ontology annotation, cellular component: dynein complex.
UGGAGACCACCCAGGCCCGAAUGUCGAGCUCCAAUUUUGGGCCACUCAGAGAGAAAACCUUCUGGGCAUCCACUCACAAAUCCAGAGCCCCAAAGUGCAACAAAUCAUGGAGAUCCUGAGAAAAGUCAAGAGCAGUUAUUACUCCUCCUUUAAGGAUGUCUGUCUCCAAGUCAAUGAGGCUUUGCUGGAGGCCGAGGACAUAGAUCUGUAUCUGCGGCCUCUGAGGAGACUGAUCAGCAGCUUUGAAGAGAGGAGCUCCCCUCAAGUGGACGUUCUGCUGCCUCCUCUCUUCCACACGCUCUGUCUCAUCUGGAGCCAUUCCAAAUACUACUGCACUCCAAAACGCAUGGUGGUGCUCCUGCAGGAGUUCUGUAACCUGAUCAUUGAAAAGGUCAUUGCCUACCUUAUCCCCGAGGAACUGUUUAAGAUGGAGCUUGAGGAGGGGGUGCAGAGAGUCCAGAUAAGCAUCUCAGUUCUGCGCACCUUCAAGCAGUUGUUUCACACAUACCGCCAGCGGAUCCCUGAGUACUACAAACCUGGGCAGACCAUAAAGCUGUGGGACUUUCCAGCUACACUUGUGUUCCAGCAUUCUGACCACAUCAUGAAAAGGCUGCUCAUGAUUGAGGAACUUUUUGCAACAGCGCUGGACUUUCUGAAGCUGGAGAAGAUUGAACUCGGGGGAUCCAGGGGGAAAAUUCUCAGCGAAAUGAUCUUAAGCAUGAGCGAGGAGUUUCAUGACCGCUGGCGUGGCCUCAGAGAGAGCAAAUAUGACCCUUUGGACUACAAUAACGAUGAUUUUGUUCGACACUACACUCGCUUCAUGGAGCAGAACAGAGAUUUUGACCAAAGGCUUGGGACUGUCCUUAAUCUGGCUUUCCAGCACUCCAAAAAUCUGAAGUCGACUUUUAAGUUGUUAAAGAUUUUCGGCACCCUUCUCGAGAGACCAAGAAUCCACCAGCUGUUUUCUCCCAACUACAAUGUGCUGUUGACCAUGUUCAACCAAGAAAUAGACCAUUGUCAGUUUAUACUCACUCAGCACAAAGAUGCGCUGCAGCCAGACUGUGAAGUCCUGGGGAAGAACAUGCCACCAGUGGCUGGAAACCUCAAGUGGUCACAGGAGCUUCGGAAUCGCAUCCUCACCAGCAGGAGUAACCUCUGCCAGUUGCCCCACAUGCCUCUGGGGUGUGCUGAGGCAGAUGAUGUCUUCCAGAAGUGUGAGCGUGUUCUGGAGGUUCUGGACCAGCACGACGAGGACAUGUUCUCCAAGUGGACAGAGGGCUUGGAGGAAAUCUGUCAAACCCACCUACAUGAGCCCCUGCUGUCACUUGACACUGACACAGGCCUGUAUCAAAUCAACUUUAGUCCAGCUUUGACAUCCGUGCUGAGAGAGGUCAAGUAUCUGGGUAUGUUGAAGAACCAAAACAUUCCCAAGGCAGCGCUACAUCUCUACUCCAAACGAGAAAGACUCUACAUGUUCACACAGACAUUAAUGUUGGUGACCCAAUGGUACAACCAUCUCCAAAAUACAAUCCUAGCCGUAGAGGUGGGCCUGGUGAGAACAGAGAUGGAUGAGACCAAACGACAGCUGGAGCCUGCUCUCAGGGAGCUCACCUGGACUCAGGAUGACCUUUGGGACUACAUUCAGACCACAAGAGACAUGGUCAAGAGCAUCUCCAGUUGUGUUCAGAACAGCAAGGCUAAUGUGGAGGCCAUCCAGGCUCUGAUGGGUAAAUUCAUGCACCAGGCUCUCAUCACCAGAAAAACUCCCGGUCCCGCUCUCCUCAUUUUCUCUGAAAUUGAAGAGAGUGUUUCGAAACAGCAUGCACUUAUCACCAGCGCGGGUGAACAGAUACAAGAACUUUUGCAGGAGAACCAAUCUCUUCUCGGGGUGACAGACCUGAGCAGUGUUGAGUGGCAGGCCUACACAGACUACGUGGAUCAGAUUAUCCUGACAGGGUUCUCCUCUGCAGUACGCUGCUCCCUGCAGUAUCUCAUGGACAACACGGACGCGACCCAGCACAUCACACCGCUGUUUGAAGUCCAGCUGGUACUCAGCAACAACGCGAUGACCUUUGAGCCCUCACUGGACUUCAACCACAGGGGGAACUUCUAUGAUAUUGUGGAUAAAAUGGUGAUGAACAUCACAAACGUGGCAUCCUUAAUUCCCAGAGUGGCAAACCACAAACAGCUGGAUAAUUACCAGUGUGACAUAAACCAAAUGGAGGAUUUGUCAGAAAUGUGCCAUGCAGUCCGCUCUCGGGCACGUGCGGCCAUUGCGAAGGUCAGAGAAUAUCAGGGAUCAUUUGCCAGCUAUCGCUACCUUUGGACUGAUGACAGGUCUGAAUUCAUGAGGCAGUUUCUGCUUUAUGGCCAUGUGUUAAGUACAGAAGAAGCUGAGUUGUAUGCUGACUAUGAACUUAAAAAGAACCCACCCACACUGGAUAAGUUUAAAGAGCAGAUCAACCUCUUUGAGUCUCUCUAUGUACGAGUGAGCAAGAUGGAGGACAAGCGGGUGUUUUGUGGCUGGCUGCAGCUCGACAUCAGACCCUUCAAACACACACUCAUGAACGUCAUCAAGAGGUGGAGCUGGAUGUUUAAGGAGCACCUGCUCAACCAUGUGAACCAGAGCGUGAGGGAAUUGUCCUCUUUUGUCCAAAACACAACCCUUGGUCUGUCUAAUAAGGUGUCAGAUUGCAACUAUGCAGGUCUCGUGGACGUCAUGGGACAUCUCAUGGCCAUGCGAGACAGACAGAUCAGCAACGAGCAGCACUUCAAACCUCUCAAGUCCACAGCCGAACUCCUCAAGACCUACGGACAGCAGCUACCUGAGAGCGUCUACACACAGCUGGAAGAGCUGCCGGAGAAGUGGAAGAGUCUAAAGAAAAUUGCGUUUACAGUCAAACAUGAAGUGGCACCUCUGCAGGCCAAUGAAGUCUCAGUUAUACGCAGGAAAUGUGUCCGGUUUGAGGUGAAACAGCACGAGUUCAGGGAACAGUUUCGUAGUGAACAUAUCUUUAGGAUCACUGUGGAGGAGCCAUAUAAACAAAUCGAUAAGUCCAAUCGAGCAGUAGCAUUGAUGGAGAUGGAAAUGAAGAAGCUGCAAGACACGGCUGAUCUGUUUGAGGUCAGCUUCCCAGACUACAGGCAGCUACGCCAGUGUCGCUCUGACAUCAUACUGGUCAAAGCAGUGUGGGACAUGGUCGUCUUUGUCAAGACCAGUAUAGAGGAUUGGACUAAGACUCCAUGGAAGGAGAUCAAUGUCGAGCAGAUGGACAUGGAAUUGAGGCGAUUUGCAAAAGAGAUGAAGAUGCUGGAUAAGGAGGUGCGGAUGUGGAACGUCUACGUGGGUCUGGAGUCGACUGUGAAGAACCUGUUGACUUCUCUGAGAGCUGUCAACGAGCUGCAAAACUCCGCUGUCAGAAAACGACACUGGCAACAGCUCAUGAACACCACUGGGGUCAGGUUUGUAAUGGGGGAGAGCACCACCCUGGGGGACCUUUUGGAAUUACAGCUUCACCGCGUGGAGGACGAGGUCAAAAACAUAGUGGACAAGGCUGUGAAGGAAAUGGCCAUAGAGAAGGUUCUGGCAGAGAUAACCAAGACAUGGAGUGUUAUGUCACUGUCGUAUGAGACUCACUCCAGCACAGGGAUGCCUCUGCUGAAAGCAGAUGAGAAUCUGAUCGAGACACUGGAAGACAACCAAGUGCAGCUUCAAAAUAUCCUGAUGAGUAAGUACGUGGAGUAUUUCCAGGCUGAGGUGAGUGGGUGGCAAAGGAAGCUGAUGGUGGCUGACCUGGUCAUCUCCUCCUGGAUGUCUGUCCAGAGGACCUGGGCCCACCUCAACGCAAUCUUUACCAACAGCCAUGACAUCCGCUGCCAGCUAGCCAGUGACGCGGAGCGCUUCCAGGGAAUACACGCUGACUUACAGAGCUCCAUGACUGAGGUGGUGCAGAAUAGUAACGUGGUUGAGGUGACCAACAAGUCUGGCUUCCUGGAGAACCUGGAGACUUUGCAGCAAAGGUUGUCUGUGUGUGAGAAGGCCUUGGCCGAGUACCUGGAGACCAAAAGGCUCACCUUCCCCAGAUUUUACUUUGUCUCUGCCUCAGACCUCCUGGAGAUAGUUUCCAGAGGAACACAGCCCCAACAGGUGACCAGACAUUUGCUGAAGCUCUUUGACAACAUAGCAGACCUUCGCUUCAAGGACUCAGGCAGAGAUGGCGGGCAUGAGGACGAGGAGGCAGUUGCUAUAGGGAUGUACAGCCGAGAGGGAGAAUAUGUGCCGUUCUCUGAGCCAUGUGUCUGUGAAGGACAGGCAGAGUGUUGGCUAAGUGCCUUAGAAAACACCAUGCGCUGCACGGUUCGGAAAGAGAUCCAGGAAGCCGUAGCCGCCUAUGAAGACAAAGCACGAGAGCAGUGGCUCUUUGACUUCCCUGCCCAGGUAGGUUUGACUGGUAGUCAGGUGUGGUGGGCCACAGAUGUGGGCAUCGCCUUCAAGAGGGUGGAGGAGGGUUUUGAGACUGCACUCAAAGACUACAACAGAAAACAGAUCACUCAGCUGAACUCACUAAUCCACAUGCUGCUCGGAGAUUUAACUCCUGGAGACAGACAGAAAAUCAUGACUGUCUGCACCAUAGAUGUCCAUGCUCGCGAUGUUGUCGCCAGCCUCAUUGCUCAGAAGGUGACAACGGGACAGUCAUUUGCAUGGCUGUCCCAGCUGCGCCAUCACUGGGAUGACGAAACCAGACACUGUUACGUCAACAUCUGUGACGCUCAGUUCCAGUUCAGCUACGAAUACCUGGGAAACACCAACAGACUGGUCAUCACUCCACUCACUGACAGGUGUUACAUAACCCUGACCCAGUCUCUCCAUCUAACGAUGAGUGGCGCCCCCUCAGGCCCAGCUGGCACAGGUAAGACAGAGACCACCAAGGACCUUGGACGCUCUCUGGGCAUCAUGGUAUAUGUUUUCAACUGCUCAGAACAGAUGGACUACAAGUCCAUUGGGAACAUUUAUAAGGGUCUGGCUCAGACGGGAGUCUGGGGAUGCUUUGAUGAGUUUAACAGGAUCUCAGUGGAGGUUCUGUCUGUAGUCGCCGUACAGGUCAAAACCAUACAGGAUGCUGUACGUAACAAGAAGCACAGGUUCCACUUCCUGGGAGAGGAGAUUGAGCUUAAGCCCACCGUGGGAAUCUUCAUCACUCUGAACCCUGGUUAUGCUGGCAGGGCUGAGCUUCCUGAGAACCUCAAGGCUUUAUUCAGGCCCUGUGCCAUGGUGAUCCCAGACUUUGAGCUGAUCUGUGAGAUCAUGCUGGUAGCCGAAGGAUUCAUAGAUGCUCGCGUGCUGGCACGUAAAUUCAUCAGCCUCUACACGCUCUGUAAAGAGCUGCUGUCCAAACAGGAUCAUUAUGACUGGGGUUUAAGGGCCAUCAAAUCAGUCCUGGUUGUGGCAGGGUCUCUAAAACGAGAGGAGCGAAACAGGCCUGAAGAGCAGGUGCUGUUGCGGGCACUGAGGGACUUUAACCUGCCUAAGAUCGUGACCAGUGAUGUUCCCAUAUUCCUUGGGCUGAUCAGUGACCUGUUUCCUCAGCUGGACGUGCCCAGGAAGAAAGAUCCUGAACUGGAAAAUGCAGUUCGCCAGUCAGUCAGUGAACUGCGUCUGCAGCCCGAGGAGAACUUCAUUCUAAAAGUCACUCAGCUGGAGGAGCUGCUGGCUGUCAGGCAUUCUGUGUUUGUCGUGGGUGGACCAGGGACUGGAAAGAGCCAGAUCUUGAAGACUCUCCACAGAACCUAUGCAAACAUGAGGAUGAAGCCCGUAUGGCACGAUAUCAACCCUAAAGCAGUGACCACAGAUGAGUUGUUUGGAUACCUGCACCCUGCCACCAGAGAGUGGAAAGAUGGUCUGUUCUCCUCUACCAUGCGAGAGCUGACCUCACUGACCCACAACGGGCCCAAGUGGAUCGUUUUGGAUGGAGACAUUGACCCGAUGUGGAUCGAGUCACUCAAUACAGUUAUGGACGACAACAAGGUUCUGACUCUUGCUAGUAACGAGAGGAUCAGUUUGUCUUCCUCCAUGCGUCUGCUGUUUGAGAUCUCUCAUCUUAAAGCCGCAACGCCAGCUACUGUUUCCAGAGCGGGAAUUCUCUACGUCAACCCACAGGACCUCGGCUGGAGCUCUUAUGUGACCUCCUGGAUAGACACCCGACAGGCCCUGUCAGAGCGAGCCAACCUCACAAUUCUCUUUGAUAAAUAUGUACCAUACUGCCUGGAACAAGUGCGCUGCAACCUGAGAACUAUCACUCGCAUACCAGAGAACAGCAUGGUCCAGACACUGUGUUCCUUGCUGGAUUGUCUGCUGACUGAGGACAACACUCCGGCCGACUCGCCCCGCGAACUCUACGAAAUCUACUUUGUCUUUGCCUGUGUCUGGGCUUUCGGUGGCGCUCUCUUCCAGGAUCAUCUGAAUGACUACCGUGCUGAAUUCAGUCGCUGGUGGUCUAAAGAGAUGCGGGCAGUGAAGUUUCCGUCGCAGGGAACCGUCUUUGACUAUUUCAUUGACCCUGAGACUAAAAAGUUCACGCCCUGGAGCGAGAAGACGGUGCCAUUUGAGCUGGAGCCUGAAGUACCUUUACAGACUGUUCUGGUCCACACCCCAGAGACGAUUUGUUUGACCUAUUUUAUGGACCUGCUCAUCCAGAAAGGAAAACCUAUCAUGUUAGUGGGCAACGCAGGGGUGGGCAAGACCAUCCUGGUGUCUGAUGAAGUUGCCAAGCUGAAGGAGGACUACAUGGUGGCCAAAGUGCCCUUCAACUACUACACCACGUCCGCCAUGCUGCAGCGUGUCCUAGAAAAGCCCCUAGAGAAGAAAGCUGGUCGUAAAUUUGCUCCUCCCACCGCAAAGAGACUCAUCUACUUCAUCGAUGACCUCAACAUGCCUGAGGUGGACGUUUAUGGGACCGUUCAGCCGCACACACUGAUUCGCCAGCACCUUGACUACAACCACUGGUACGACAGACAGCGACUGGUUCUGAAGGAAAUCCAUAACUGCCAGUAUAUUACCUGCAUGAACCCGACAGCUGGAAGCUUCUCAAUCAACCCCAGACUACAGAGACAUUUCUCAGUGUUUGCUGUGCAUUUCCCUGGUGCUGAGGCAUUAGCCACCAUCUUCUCCAGUAUCCUGUCAGCUCACUUUCUUCAGGGAGGCUUCAGCUACGGCGUCUCCCGCUCAGUCGGAACUCUCAUACAGGCAGCGAUUUGUCUGCACCAGAAAAUCAGUCAGAAUUUUCUACCGACAGCCAUACGCUUCCACUACAUCUUCAACCUGCGAGACCUUUCCAACAUCUUCCAGGGCAUCAUGUUUGCCUUGCCAGAGUGUAUCCGUUACCCCAUGGACCUGGUUCACCUGUGGCUCCACGAGAGCUCCAGGGUUUACUCGGACAAGCUGAUGGAUGAAAAAGAUGUGGAACUCUUCAAUAAAAUCUUGCUGGACACUGGCAAGAGGUUUUUUGAGGGAAUAGAUGAGUCCAUCUUUAUCCACCAGCCGUUGGUGUAUUGUCACUUUGCCCAGGGAGUGGGGGAGCCUCGCUAUCACCAGGCUGCAGACUGGGAGAAACUCCAGAAGACACUGGCUGACGCUCUGGAGCAUUAUAAUGAGGUGCACGCUGUCAUGGACCUGGUACUGUUUGAAGAAGCUAUCCAGCAUGUGUGUCGUAUCAGUCGUAUCCUGGAGGCUCCCUAUGGUAACGCCUUGCUGGUGGGAGUUGGAGGCAGCGGGAAGCAGAGUUUAUGUCGGCUGGCUGCUUUCCUCAGCAUGUUGGAAGUUUUCCAGAUCACUCUGCGUAAAGGCUAUGGCAUCAAUGACCUGAAAAGUGAUAUCGCAGCGUUGUACAUGAAGGUGGGGGUGAAGAACAUCGGCACCGUGUUCCUUCACACAGAUGCUCAGAUUCCAGACGAACGCUUCCUGGUGCUCAUCAAUGACAUGCUGGCCUCAGGAGAUAUUCCAGAUCUGUUUGGUGACGAGGAAGUGGACACUAUUGUCACGUCCAUCCGCAUGGAGCUCAGAGGACUGGGACUUGUAGACUCAAGAGACAACUGCUGGAGUUUCUUUAUUGAGAGGAUCCGACGACAACUCAAAGUGGUCUUGUGUUUCUCUCCAGUCGGGUUCACGUUGCGGACACGUGCGCGGAAGUUUCCGGCGCUGGUGAAUUGUACGGCGAUAAACUGGUUCCACCCGUGGCCUCAGCUUGCCCUGCAGUCAGUUUGCUCCACGUUUAUAGAGAAGAUACCUGGACUCGAGCCAAAUGUGAGGGCCUCCAUCAGUGAGUUCAUCUCGUUUGCCCACACUAGUGUCAAUGACGUGAGUGUCAAGUACCAGCAGAACGAGAAGCACUUCAACUACACCACCCCAAAGAGCUUCCUGGAGUUUAUGAAGCUGUACGGCAACCUGCUGGGGCAGAAGCGCACCGAGCUGACCCAGAAGAUGGAGCGAUUGGAGAAUGGCCUGCAGAAACUACAGUCUACUGCAUCGCAGGUGGAGGAUUUGAAAGCCAAGUUAGCCGUGCAGGAGGUGGAGCUGUGGCAGAGGAACACGGAUAUCGAAGCUCUCAUUGCCAAGAUCGGACAGCAGACAGAGAAACUGAACCAGGAGAGAGCCGUGGCUGAUGCCGAGGAGCAAAAGGUGGCUGCAAUUCAAGCCAAAGUGACCAAACAGCAGCAGGAGACUGAGGGAGACCUGGCCAAGGCUGAACCUGCCCUCCAGGCAGCUAAUGCAGCCCUCAAUACACUUAACAGGUUAAACCUGACAGAGCUGAGGACAUUUCCCAACCCUCCAGCUAUUGUCACCAACGUCUCGGCAGCUGUUCUGGUCCUUCUGGCUCCCCAAGGCAGAAUACCCAAAGAUCGCAGCUGGAAAGCUUCCAAGAUGGUUAUGAGCAAGGUGGACGACUUCCUGCAGGCUCUGGUGAACUUUGACAAAGAGCACAUCCCGGAGGCAACAGUGAGGUGCGUUCGAGACGAUUACCUCAGUGACCCCGAGUUCAACCCGGAGUUUGUGCGACAGAAAUCCUCAGCUGCUGCGGGGCUUUGUGCCUGGGUGAUCAACAUCAUGCGCUUCCACGAGAUAUUUGUGUCCUGUGAGGUAGAGAUGAAGAGGAUGUGCUUGUCUCAGGCCAACGCUGAUCUGGCCGAGGCUGCUGAGAAGUUACAGACCAUCAGAAAGAAACUUGCAGAGCUGGACAACAGCCUGGAAACUCUGACAACAGCAUUUGAGACGGCCACGUCAGAGAAACUGCGUUUUCAGGAAGAGGUCAACAACACCAACAAGACGAUAGAACUAGCCAAUCGUCUCGUCAAGGGACUUGAGAGUGAGAAGGUGCGUUGGACCCACACAGUUACCCAGUACCAUGAACAGGAGGAAACACUGUGUGGGGACAUCCUCCUAACGGCAGCUUUUAUCUCGUACGCUGGGUCUUUCUCCAAGAAGUACAGAAAAGAGCUGCUGGACAUCCUCUGGAUGCCGUUUCUGCGCAGUCAGAAGAUGCUCAUCCCUAUGACAGAGGACUUAGAUCCAGUGUCACUGCUGACUGACGAUGCAAUGGUGGCCCAGUGGAACAAUGAAGGAUUACCAGGAGACAAAAUGUCCACUCAGAAUGCAACCAUCCUCACUAACUGCGAGCGCUGGCCUCUCCUCAUUGACCCUCAGCUGCAGGGCAUCAAGUGGAUCAAGAGUCACUAUGGCAACAGCCUCAAAGUCAUCAGUUUAGGGCAAAGAGGAUAUGUAGAUGUGAUAGAACAGGCUGUGGUGGCAGGCGACGCUGUCCUCAUCGAAAACCUUGAGGAGACUAUUGACCCGGUUAUUGAUCCUCUGCUGGGGCGACACACGAUCAAGAAGGGCAGUUGCAUAAAGGUUGGGGACAAGGAGUGUUUCUUCCACCCAGGCUUCAGACUGAUCCUUCACACUAAACUGGCCAAUCCUCACUACAAGCCAGAGAUCCAGGCCCAAACCACCCUUAUUAAUUUUACCGUGACCAGGGAUGGACUGGAGGACCAGCUCCUGGCCCAGGUUGUGAAUCAGGAGAGACCUGAUCUGGAGCACCUGAAGAGUGAACUGACCAAACAGCAGAACAUGUUUAAGAUCGAGCUGAAGCUUCUGGAGGACGAGUUACUGGGCAGGUUGUCUGCUGCAGAGAGUAACUUCCUGGGUGACAACGUGCUGGUGGAGAAGCUGGAGACCACCAAACAUACUGCUGCUGAGAUUGAGAUGAAGGUCCUGGAAGCUAAAGUGAACGAGGUGAAGAUAAAUGAGGCGAGAGAACAUUACCGUCCCGUCGCCGUCAGAGCGUCUCUGCUGUACUUUACCAUGAAUGACCUCAACAAGAUAAACCCAAUGUACCAAUUCAGCCUGAAGGCCUUCAACGUGGUUUUCCACAAAGCGGUGGCGAUGGCCGAGCCCUGUGAGGACGUGAAGAGCAGAGUGCACACCCUCAUAGACUGUGUUACCUACUCCACCUUCAACUACAUCAGCAGGGGCCUGUUUGAGAGAGACAAACUGACCUUUACUGCACAGCUUGCCUUCCAGUUGCUCCUGAUGAGUAAAGAGAUAGACGUGCGAGAACUGGACUUCCUGCUCCGGUUUAACAUUGACCACAGUUAUGUCAGCCCCCUUGAUUUCCUGUCAAACACGGCGUGGAGUGCCAUCAAGGUCAUGAGUUUCACAGAUGAAUUCCGUGGUCUGGACCGGGACAUUGAAGGCUCUCCUAAGCGCUGGAAGAAGCUGGUGGAGUCCGAGUGUCCAGAGAAGGAGAAGUUUCCUCAGGAGUGGAAGGGGAAAAGCUCCUUACAGAAGCUCAUCAUGAUGAGAGCACUGAGACCUGACCGCAUGACCUAUGCUCUCAGGAACUUUGUGGAGGAGAAGCUCGGUGUUAAGUACACAGAAGGCAGGAAGACUGAGUUUGCAAAGUCCUUCAAAGAAAGCGGUCCGGCCUCACCUGUGUUCUUCAUCCUCUCUCCUGGAGUCGACCCACUUAAAGAUAUGGAAUCACUCGGAAGGAAGCUGGGUUUCACUAUCGACCUUGGGAAGCUUCAUAACGUGUCCUUGGGUCAGGGCCAAGAGGCUGUGGCUGAGGUUGCCAUGGAGAAGGCUGCCAAGGAGGGCCACUGGGUUAUUUUACAGAACAUCCACCUGGUUGGUCGCUGGCUGGGUUCACUGGAGAAGCUCCUGGUGCGCUGCUGUGCCGACAGUCAUCCUGACUACAGAGUGUUCAUGAGCGCCGAGCCUGCAACGACACCUCAGGAACACAUGAUACCACAGGGCAUUCUGGAAAAUGCUAUCAAAAUCACCAAUGAACCUCCUACAGGCAUGCAUGCUAAUUUGCAUUCUGCUCUGGAUAACUUUGACCAGGACAUCCUGGACCAGUGCAGCCGUGAACAGGAGUUUAAGACUAUCCUCUUCUCUCUGUGUUACUUCCACGCCUGUGUGGCAGAGAGAAGGAAGUUUGGCCCUCAGGGAUGGAACAGAAAAUAUCCCUUUAACACUGGAGACCUGACAAUAUCGGUGAAUGUCCUCUACAACUACCUGGAGGCUAAUGCACAGGUGCCAUGGGAGGACCUGCGGUAUCUGUUUGGGGAGAUCAUGUAUGGAGGACACAUCACUGAUGACUGGGACAGACGUCUCUGCAGAACAUACCUGGAGGAAUACAUGCAGCCCAACCAGUUUGACCGGAAACAUGCUUUGGCUCCUGGGUUCAUCAUUCCCUCCAACCUGGACUAUCAGGGCUACCAUGAUUUCGUAGAUGAGAUGCUGCCCCACGAGAGCCCAGUGCAUUAUGGGUUGCAUCCCAACGCAGAAAUUGAGUUCCUGACAGUGACGUCCGAUAACCUUUUUCACACUCUGUUGGAGCUGCAGUCUCCUGAUGCUGUGAUGGGAGAGGGAGCCUCGCAGACACUGGAGGAGAAGGUGAAAACUAUCUUAGAUGAGAUUCUGGAAAAGUUACCAGAAGAGUACAACAUGUCAGACAUCACCUCUAAGACAGCUGAGCGCUCGCCGUACAUCCUGGUCUGCUUCCAGGAGUGCGAGCGCAUGAACACACUCGUCUCUGAGAUGCGGCGCUCGCUCAAGGAGCUUGACCUAGGACUCAAGGGUGAACUGGCCAUUUCCUCUGAGAUGGAGAGGCUGCAGACGGCCUUGUUCUUUGACAACGUCCCCGACACCUGGACCAAGCUAGCUUACCCCUCCACCUACAGCCUGGCUAUAUGGUACAAUGAUGUGCUGCAGCGCUGUAAAGAGCUGGACAGCUGGACUCAGGACCUGACGCUGCCGAGUGUCGUGUGGCUGUCUGGACUCUUUAACCCUCAGUCCUUCCUCACUGCGGUGAUGCAAUCUCUGGCGCGGAAGAACGAGUGGCCGCUGGAUAAAGUGAAACUGACGGUGGACGUGACCAAGAAAUUCAAGGAAGAGUUCAACCAGCCUGCCAGGGAGGGGGCGUAUGUGUAUGGACUUUACAUGGAGGGGGCAAGAUGGGACACUCAGGCCGGGGUGAUCACCGAGGCCCGUCUAAAGGAACUGACCCCCCACAUGCCCGUCAUCUCAGUCCGAGCUGUGCCCAAUGACCGCCACGAGACCAGGAAUAUCUACGAAUGUCCUCUCUACAAGACCAAGAUCAGAGGACCCACAUAUGUGUGGACGUUUAGCCUGAAGACCCGGGAGCGGCCCGCAAAGUGGGUUCUGGCUGGAGUGGCUUUGCUACUCAGCGUGUGAGACCGAGUUAAGAGGAUUGUAUCUACUGUACAGGGACAGGUGGGUUAAAAAUGCUCAACGCAGA